AUGUCCUUCAGGCCACAGGAGAUCUUUCAAGCAAUGAUUCAUUUCCAGCGCGUCAAUUUUGAUGAUUCUCAGUUACCUUUGACUUCUGAAGAUUUGAAAUCCCAGAUCUUUUGUGACUCUGACUAUUACAGAGAACCAUGGUCAGCUUUUCGAGCAAAAGACUUUUGUGGUUCUCAAUGGAACUUCAUUGCACCAGUCUUCGACCACGCUCCAAGCUCUUACAUACUGCAUCCUAAAAGCGUACUUCCAUUUACAAGUGCGACUGGGCAUCUUGCUCCUAAAGGUUCCGGAAACUUUGGCAACGUGUACGAAGUCAUCAUUCAUCCCGCCCAUCUGGAGGGCAUUGUCUCUGCCGGUGAUCGCGAGGCCGGUGCUCGCGUCGCCGUCAAGAAACUUCAUCGCCCCGAGGUCCAAGACGAAGCCCAGGUUCAAGAGCUUGAGAAAGAGUGGAAGAAAGAAAUACAGGCACAUGAAGAGCUCACCACAUGUGGGCACCCCAACAUCAUCAAGUUCAUAGCGGGCAUCACCAGAGCACAGGACCGCUACCUCGUGUGCGAGUGGGCUAGUGGAGGGAACCUGCGCGAGUUUUGGACCAAGAACAAUAGCCGGCCUCUCACCAGGACCAUGGUCAAAGAUGUCAUUUGUCAAAUCCAAGGGAUAGCCGGCGCAUUGAAGGUCAUUCAUGACAGAAAAUACCGGCACGGCGACCUAAAACCAGAGAACAUCGUUCGACUCAAGACUCCGUCACGAAACUCGGUUUCCUCACAGGUUGACGUUGGCCACCUGAAAAUUUUGGACAUGGGCUUGACCAAGUAUCACAGCAUGGCUACCCGGUUUCGAAACCUGGCAACGACCACCAAAUACGCGACCUGGAGAUACGAGCCGCCAGAGGCAUCCAAUAAAGAUCAGCCCUGGUCGCGACGAUACGACAUUUGGUCUGCCGGCUGUGUCAUACUCGAGUUCAUCAUAUGGCUGCUCGAAGGGCCCAAAGGACUGAAAGACUUCAACGACAAGAUUGUGGAUGAGUUCCGUAAAGAAUGCCAUUACUUUGAGUUGAAAAAGGAGAAUGGACAGACUACGUCCAAGGUGCACACAGCAGUGGAACACAAGAUGAAAUCGUUGUCAUCGCAUCCCUGGUGCGAACAAAGUAAAACUGCGCUGGGAGACCUUCUCAAGUUAGUCAGAGACAGACUGCUGGUAGUGACUCUGGACGCACCGGCCUCUGUAAAAGGUAAAAUCCCCCACGAUAGGACACGGGUCCAAGUACGUGCAGAUUCUAGCACCCUUAAAGCGGAACUUGACGAAAUCGUGAGAAGAGGAAAAAUGAACCAAGCCUACUGGUUGAAAGGUAAGACCUUCGAGAAUGUUCCGAAUCUACACCCAGAAACGGCGGUCACUCCUGCGGCUAGCGAGAGCCAUGUUGAAAAUGCCAAAGGCCUGGUCACGACCGAAAGAUCGUCCCCCAUUGUCCCCUUGCUGACAGGAAGCCUAAGAGUAGGUUGA
This is a messenger RNA of Neoarthrinium moseri, 1503 nucleotides long. RefSeq lists its product as uncharacterized. The coding region runs from base 1 to 1503 and encodes 500 amino acids. The record is from RefSeq and is a predicted model, not a curated record. The transcript is spliced from 3 exons. Gene Ontology annotation, biological process: peptidyl-serine phosphorylation; peptidyl-threonine phosphorylation. Lineage: Eukaryota; Fungi; Ascomycota; Sordariomycetes; Amphisphaeriales; Apiosporaceae. Gene Ontology annotation, molecular function: ATP binding; protein serine/threonine kinase activity.